UUAGAGAGUUACAUAAAUUCACUAUGAAUGACCAAGACAAAGUGUUGAAAUAUUUAGUGUCUGUCGAAAAGUUAGCCAAUGAAAUUUUGUCUGACAAACGCGAGAUUAUUUUGCUCGACAAAAGAAGAAACCAUAACAGAGAAGCCCUACGGGAUCUAACGAAAUCGUGUCAGCUAAAGUGUUGGAUGACUGUAGGUUCAAUUUUGAUCAAAAAUGAUGUUGAAGUUACUAAAAAUCUUUUAGAAGCUGAUCAAAAACAAUUAAGUAUUGAUAUAAACAAACUCCGCUGUGAUCUUAAAGUGAAAUUAAAUGAUCUAAGAGAUUUAGAAAUGCAACCACCUGUACCUGGACUAAUGUUAGUUCCUAUGUCUCAUACAGAAAUGCAAGGAUUGACAAAAGCUGGUCUAUUUUCUGAAGAUUAAACAAUUCUAAAAUACC
This is a messenger RNA of Ostrinia furnacalis (Asian corn borer), 438 nucleotides long. RefSeq names its product Pdrg1 prefoldin-like subunit (gene Pdrg1). The record is from RefSeq and is a predicted model, not a curated record. The transcript has a single exon. NCBI's taxonomy places the organism in Eukaryota, Metazoa, Arthropoda, Insecta, Lepidoptera, Crambidae. Bases 24 to 422 code for a protein of 132 amino acids.